CACACUGGGGAAAUGCCAAGGAGUGUCGGAUAAGAGGAAAACAUUUUGUUACUGAGGAGUGUCCUUGGGAGUCUUUCCUGGAUCGAGGAAACUCUUGAAAAUGGAUUUUCUUUAAAUUGACAGCAGUUGUUACAAAUCAUAUGACAGGUCACAUGAUGGGGUGUGAAGGGUGGCGUGGAGAAACUUGUGUUCAUGAUUAUUAAGCACUUUUGAAUGCAACAAAGCCAGAUCAGACUGUGGUUUUGCUCUAAACGUGAUUUUUUUUUUUUUUCACGGCAAAUGAUGGAUUGUAGUUGGACAUUACUUCCUGUCUGUAUAACUGCCGGAAUGGAAUUUGAGCUUUACAUUGCUGUGUCACAACAGAAAGAAACGGCUGUGGCUGCCUUUUUCACAUUCACUUUGUCUGCUUGAUUAUGACAUUUUAAGGCGUUCUGGAAGGCAGAUUGUGUCUUUGUGGUUGUUUUUUUUUUCUCUCCGUGCAUUAUUGAUACAACGUGCAUUGGUCUUCAUCUAAUUCUAUUUCGCAUGCUUUCAUUUUUUGCUUCUUCGUUUUACUCUCUGUUAGACAUCUUGAUGACUCCCAAUUUUGACAAGGAUGUACUGACCUGCUAACACUGGGUCCCAUGUUCACGUUUUACCACUGAGGCACAAGGAGAUAUUUUACCGCCUUUCAAAGUUGUUCUAAAAGGCCUAUUUUGUUUCACAUCCAUGCUCUUGUUUUGAAUGGAUGCACACUUUACUUCCUUGACUUGUCUGAGACGUUCACACGUUAUGAUUGCGCUCAAGAGUUUCUGGAGUUCACAUCAUUCUUGUGGAAUGUUGGGCCAUCUGUAUCCCCAUGUGUGUGGAAGCUGAAACAAGCCUGUAACACAGUGAAUGAUACUCGCUUGUAGACUUCAACCACAGAGAAACAUACACCGCUCCACAAAUAUCAAUGGAGCAUUUAAACAACCACGUAGCUACUUUACGUCGAGAUCUGCGAAGUAAUGAGAUGCCUUUGGUGGUCUCUUCCUAUUGUUUGCAGAUGCAAUUGGACUGCUAUGAUGGUGGUGCUGGAAACUAUGACAUCGUAAAUAGUGCCGCGGUGUCAACACCUGGGCCUCAACCCCACCGAGCACACAAUGUGUCUUUACGACAAAGCUGGGAGAUGAACUAUCAAGAGGCGGCCAUCUAUUUGCAAGAAGGAGAGAACAACGACAAGUUCUUCACCCACCCUCGAAACCCCAAGGCGCUGGCAGCGUAUCUCUUUGCCCACAACCACCUCUUUUACAUGAUGGAGCUGCUAACGGGCCUCCUGCUCAUGACGCUGUCGCUGUGCGAAGCUCCCGCGGUACCUUCGCUGCGCCUGGACGUCUAUGUUCAUGCCACUCUGGAGCUGCUGGCCUUGGUUAUUGUGGCGUUUGAGCUGUGCAUGAAGCUCCGCUGGCUGGGCUUCCACACCUUCAUACGACACAAGAGGACCAUGGUGAAGGCUUGCGUGUUGCUGCUACAGUUUAUUGAGGCCAUCGUGGUUCUGGUCCGCCAAACAUCCCACAUGCGAGUGACCCGAGCACUGCGACCAAUAUUCCUUGUGGACUGUAGAUACUGCGGUGCUGUACGCAGAAAUUUGCGGCAGAUCUUCCAGUCUCUCCCACCAUUUAUUGACAUCCUCCUCCUCCUGCUCUUCUUCAUGGUCAUAUUUGCUAUCCUGGGUUUCUGCCUCUUCUCUACAAACAUAUCAGAUCCAUACUUCAACACGCUGGAGAACAGCAUGGUUAGCCUGUUUGUGCUGCUGACAACGGCAAAUUUCCCUGAUGUGAUGAUGCCGUCGUACUCAAAGAACCGCUGGUCGUGUGUGUUCUUCAUUGUGUACCUCUCCAUUGAGCUCUACUUCAUCAUGAACCUGCUCCUCGCCGUGGUGUUUGACACCUUUAACGACGUGGAGAAGAUGAAGUUCAAGUCUCUGUUGCUUCACAAGCGCUCCGCUAUUGACCACGCCUUCCAGCUGUUAGUCAGCCGCCAGAGGCCAAUGGGUGUCUCACUAAAACAGUUUGAUGGCCUGCUGCGUUUUUAUAGGCCGAGGAUGUCAGCGAGAGACCGCUUCCUCACCUAUAAAGCUCUCAAUACCUCAGGCUCUCCUAUGCUCAGUCUGCAGGACUUUUAUAAAUUCUAUGAGGUGACAGGCCUUAAAUGGAAGACACGGCGCAGUGGGGAACACUGGUUUGAUGACCUUCCGCACACAGCCUACAUUAUUUUAAAAGGCAUCAACCUGCUGGUGAAGUCUAAAGCCUUCCAGUACACCAUGUAUGCAGUCGUGGCCAUCAACGGUGUGUGGAUCCUCGUGGAGACGUACACUCUAGACAGUGGCUUCUCCUGGUCUAGAUUGGUGCCGUGGAAUUACAUUGUCUUCCUUACCAUUUAUGGGGUGGAGGUGUUAUUGAAGAUAUCAGGCUUGGGACCGUUGGCUUAUUUCAGUUCUGGAUGGAAUCUGUUCGACUUCUCUGUGACCGUGUUUGCGUUCCUGGGUCUAAUUGCACUGGCCUUCAAUAUGGAGCCUUUCUACUUCAUCGUUGUGCUCCGACCACUUCAGCUCCUCCGGUUGUUUAAGAUUAAGAAGAGGUAUCGCAACGUGCUGGACACCAUGUUUGAGCUCUUCCCCAGGAUGGCCAGUCUGGGUUUGACCUUGAUCAUCUUCUACUACUCGUUUGCCAUCGUGGGCAUGGAAUUCUUCGCCAACGUGGUAUACCCCGACUGCUGCAAGAACAGCACGGUGGCCGACUCCUACAAGCAGACCAACGUCACACAUGGCAACAAAACCGUGUUGGAAGGAGGCUACUAUUAUCUCAACAACUUUAACAACAUUCUCAGCAGCUUUGUGACUCUCUUUGAGCUGACUGUGGUCAACAACUGGUACAUCACAAUGGAAGGAGUGACAUCCAUGACCAGCCACUGGAGUCGACUCUACUUCAUGACAUUCUACAUCGUCACCAUGGUGGUCAUGACCAUCAUUGUGGCCUUCAUCCUGGAUGCUUUCGUUUUCCGCAUGAACUACAGUCGCAAGAACCGGGAAAUGCUGGAUAACCCUCAGGUUGAGAAUGGAAUCGUGUUUGAAGUAGAAGUGACGCGUGACGAAGCUCUGUCCACUCUGGAGUUUUACAAGCAUACAUGUCCUGGACAGUCGUCUCUCAGCUCUCUGGUGGGAGUCAUGCAAGCAAUGGACCGCAGUGGGAGUGAACAGCAUUCACCCCUGUUAUACCAAGGGCGGCGAUCAAGGACAAAGUGUGACCUCAGCAUGAAAAUGUAUGAAGAAGAGAUGCAGGAGUGGUAUUUAGAGUAUUCAAGGGGAAACCUGCCUCAGCCAGACCAAAAUCAAGACCCCGACUUGGACAGUCCCACUUCCAAUCCGCCUUUUGUGCCUGCACCUCAGCUAAACUCACAUGCUGGACAUUACAGCAUUAACUGACUAACUCAUGCAGCAGCGAUCUUACAAUUGUAUCGCUGCAGGACUUUUAAUCCCACCCAACACACCAUUUCCCACAGUGGGAGCUGGUCUGGUGUCUUGAUGUAAGAUGACGAAAUGGUGACCUCGCUCUGGACAGACGGCAGGUCUACUGCUCAGACAGACAAGUGGUACAUUUGCCAGGAACUAGGAAAUCUUAUGUAAGGAGCCUGUUAAUAUUUCUAUUACAGUAUGUAAUGUACAGAUGUAAUGAACGCCGGAGGGCUUUUGUGGCCUUCUUUAAAACCCCGGUUUAACCAAAGUCGGGCUACCAUGGAUAAUGUCAAAAUAUGACUAAUUCGUUUCCUCAAUAGCUUAACAAUUGAGGACCGUUUACUGGCAACGGUUUCCCAAAGUGAUCCCCAAGCAGCAAUAUCCAUGCAAUACAUUUAAUGCAGCAAUACCUGAAGCUGUCCCAAGUCCACAUUCAAUAUUGCUGAAUUUCUUUGACCUUAAGUCAGUUUUGUAUAUUGACUAAAACCAACAAAUCUCAUCGGGUUGUCUAUCUUUGUACUGUAUUAAAUUAUAUUUCUGUGUAA
Hippocampus zosterae (dwarf seahorse) is the source of this 4017-nucleotide messenger RNA. RefSeq names its product two pore segment channel 1 (gene tpcn1). Gene Ontology annotation, cellular component: endosome membrane; lysosomal membrane. Bases 935 to 3442 code for a protein of 835 amino acids. Gene Ontology annotation, biological process: transmembrane transport; monoatomic ion transport. The record is from RefSeq and is a predicted model, not a curated record. NCBI's taxonomy places the organism in Eukaryota, Metazoa, Chordata, Actinopteri, Syngnathiformes, Syngnathidae. Gene Ontology annotation, molecular function: voltage-gated channel activity; monoatomic ion channel activity. The transcript is spliced from 26 exons.